Messenger RNA from Saprolegnia parasitica CBS 223.65, 343 nucleotides. RefSeq lists its product as hypothetical. The record is from RefSeq and is a predicted model, not a curated record. Gene Ontology annotation, molecular function: RNA binding. The transcript has 5 exons. The coding region runs from base 25 to 294 and encodes 89 amino acids. Lineage: Eukaryota; Oomycota; Saprolegniomycetes; Saprolegniales; Saprolegniaceae. Gene Ontology annotation, biological process: mRNA splicing, via spliceosome. Gene Ontology annotation, cellular component: Lsm1-7-Pat1 complex; U4/U6 x U5 tri-snRNP complex; U6 snRNP.
CGUGCAUUAUCGCGAUCAGCAAGCAUGGCCCAACGUCGCCUCCUCCCCCUCGAACUCAUCGACAAAUGCAUUGGCUCGCGCAUGUGGAUCAUCAUGAAGGGCGACAAGGAGUUCGUCGGGACGCUCCGCGGCUUUGACGACUACGUCAACAUGGUCCUUGACGAUGUGACAGAAUACGAGGUGACGCCCGAAGGCAAGCGGAAGGUCCACGUCGACCAAGUGCUUUUGAACGGCAACAACGUUUGCCUCCUUGUGCCUGGUGGUUCCCCCGAAGGCGAAGAAGAAGAGCAGUAGAACUUGAUAACCUCUCACCAACUCUCAUGCGAUUUCCGUGAUUUCCCGA